This is a messenger RNA of Protopterus annectens (West African lungfish), 1906 nucleotides long. Its product is annotated as high choriolytic enzyme 1-like. Gene Ontology annotation, biological process: proteolysis. The coding region runs from base 435 to 1418 and encodes 327 amino acids. The transcript is spliced from 11 exons. The record is from RefSeq and is a predicted model, not a curated record. NCBI's taxonomy places the organism in Eukaryota, Metazoa, Chordata, Ceratodontiformes, Protopteridae. Gene Ontology annotation, molecular function: zinc ion binding; metalloendopeptidase activity.
GAUGGAGACAUCAGGGCUCUUACUGCUGCUGCUGCUGGCACUACUCUGUGCAUGUCAUGGCUUCCCAGUACAGGCUGCCACUACUAAAUUGUAACUGUAGGAUCUGGACUGAAUAUAUGGAUGGCUGUUUGCCAGUUGCCAGUUCCCUGAACCAUAACCUCUAAUAUGGCUAAAUGUCACCCUUACAACAAAAACAGAAUCCACGUUUAUCCCUAUAAAAGGGACUGUGUCAUCUGUAUCUUCAAAACACAUACUGCUAACACUGAGGGUGCUGUAAAUUGGUAAAACUACUAUCUACAUCUCAGAGCAAGUUUUUCUAAGAAUGUUAUCUCUUAGCAAUAAAAAAGAUAAAAUACAGUACUUUUUGGAAAGUCACUGAUUUGGCUGCUGAUGUCAGAACCAUGGAAUAACUUCAUCAAGACAAACUGUGCUCCAUGCUUGCUGUCAUCUGUGAAAAGUUAUCCCUGUCAUUUGGCAAAAGAAUCAACUUGGCCCUGCAAGCAACAUUUCCGGAAUCCAACCAGAUUUCAGAUGAUGAUGAUGAUGACAUGAAGAGGAAUACUGGCAGAGAGCCAGAUGCACCAACUCAGAUUCUGCAAAUCAACAAUGAAAUGGAUGAUGAUGAUGAUGACGUGAAGAGGAAUACUGGCAGAGAGCCAGAUGCACCAACUCAGAUUCUGCAAAUCAACAAUGAAAUGGUAAACAGGCUACCCUUGGAGUUUGGCGAUAUCAUAAAACACCCAUUGGGAAAUGCAGACAGGUGUACCUCAGCAUCCUGCAAAUGGCCAGCAUCAAAAAAUGGUAAAGUUGUGGUGCCGUAUGUCAUCGCCUCUGAGUUCACUAGAGAAGAGCAAGCUAUUAUUAAGAGAGCCAUGCGGGAAUUCUCACAGAAAACUUGCAUUGUCUUUUCUCCCCGCAAGUCACAGAGGGACUACAUUUCUAUACAGUCACUUGGAGGGUGUUUUUCUUACAUUGGGAGGGUAGGAGGUGAGCAGCCCGUCUCCCUUCAGCGGCAUGGCUGUGUGUAUACUGGAACUGUGCAACAUGAACUCCUGCAUGCUCUUGGCUUCCAUCAUGAGCAGAAUCGUAGUGACCGGGAUAACUAUGUUGACAUCAUCUUUGGGAAUAUCAUACGAGGACUUGAGUACAAUUUUAGAAAAGUGGACACUAAUAAUCUUGAAACGGAAUAUGAUUAUUACUCUGUGAUGCAUUAUGGACGAACUGCUUUCUCAAAGAAUGGUGAAGCUACCAUUAUACCAAAACCAGAUCCAAAUGUUCCGAUUGGAAAGGCGUACAGAUUCAGCUCCGGAGAUAUCUACAGAGUCAACAAGCUUUACUGCAAUUCAGCAGUGUAUGAAGAUAACAACAUGGAACCAGAAGAGUCUGAUGCUGGGAUAUUCCAAGUGAUGGAAGAAUAACAAUUCUUUGGCAUGUGCUGUUACAAGCUUUGUAGACCAUUUGACAUUUCAAAUUCAGUAUGAAAUAUUGAGCUUUAAGACAACGAUGUGUACUAAUUUUGGAGUUUUAGGUUUAGUGCCUUUAAACAUUUAAGUAAGCAUUUUAGAAUCAGUAACUAAAACAUUCUCUGAUCCUUAAACUAGUAGUGGAUGCUUAAAUGGCUUACGCAUAUCUCUUUCUUUGUAGCCGUUCUUGUUAAUCCAUUGGUCCUCCCACAUAGUUUUGUACUGUAGACUUACCAUAAUAAUCCUUUUUAGCAGCACUCAGCACAGCCAGUCUUUAUACUGUACAAACAGUGUUGAAAAUUGCAUACUACACUGCUGCAACAAAAAGGGUGAUCACACAGAGGUGGAAUUAAAUGAAGUACUUUUUGUGUCAUAAUAAUGUCAUGCGUCUUUUCCAGCAAUAUUUUACUAACACGUAAUAAAAAAGCAGAUCUAUAAAAUUG